Molecule: messenger RNA, 1888 nt
Organism: Drosophila busckii
Lineage: Eukaryota; Metazoa; Arthropoda; Insecta; Diptera; Drosophilidae
Product: cilia- and flagella-associated protein 206
Exons: 3
Coding region: 62-1798 (578 amino acids)
Biological process (GO): regulation of cilium beat frequency
Cellular component (GO): axoneme; ciliary basal body
Source: RefSeq, a predicted model, not a curated record
GUUUACUUAACGCUGCAUACACACACACAAGUCUCAAAUAAUUUCUGUACGUUAAAUUAAAAUGUCGCAUCCGCAUCACAAGACGCUUGAGAAGAUUGGCCAGCGCAUUAUGCAGCAGCUAAUCGCACGCGAUGUGGAGGUGGAUGAGCAGUUUGUGCGCUUUGUUGUGCAUCUGCUGGCGCGUGAUAUGCGCCAAGGUUUGCUCAAAACAGAUCUGGGCAAUCCCAGUGCCUGCCAGGUGGACGCCUUUGUGCACUGUAUAGUCCAAGGCUAUAUGCAGCAUACAGACACUACCAUGGCCAACAUGCGCAUGUCCUGGCUUAUGAAAACGGGUCAUGCUAUAGAUCUAGCCUAUGUGCGUGAGCAGUAUGAGCAGCGCUAUAGGGAGCAGCUCAAGCUGCUUAUUGAUGACAUUCUGCGCUAUCCGGAGAGCUGCAGCAAGCAGCAGCUGGAUCAGCUGUUUGCCAAGAUGCAGGUCUUUAUAGCAGCUACCUAUAAUUUGGGUUCUCCCAAGAACCAUGUGCUGCUCAAGCUUAUAGCGCAGGCUUUGAAUAGCGUCAUUGGACGCAGCGACUUGCAGAACUAUGUGCUGAAGAAGAAAUAUCAUCGCGAGGAGUAUUUGCUGCGUCUGGCGGCCACUGUGGCGGGCAUUGUCAUAUACAACAAUGAUGGACCCGAUGGUGAUCGCGAAAAUGUGCGUUAUGUUGUUGCCGAUUUGCUUAUGGCUCAAGAGAACACCACAGCUGCAUUUAAUGCUGUGCUGAAGCGUCUGACGCGUGUGCAGGCGGAGUGUCAGUCCAUCAUAAGCGAGCAGUUAACCUUCAACACCAAGGAGGAGCUUUUAUUCUACAAAGUGCCGCUGGAGCAGCUGCAUCGUGUUAACCAGUUUACGUUAACUUUUGUCAUGCAGCAGCGUUGUUUGUUGGCCUUGAAGCGCAGCUAUGAGCAUACGGCGUAUUUGAUAGGCGUGGAGCAGGGACGCUAUGACUGCGUUGUAGCCAAAAUAAACGAUACGCUGCUACUGCGCACAGCUAUAGACUCGGAGCUAAUCUUUCCGCACUUUGUCUAUUUGUCCAAGGUUUGGUGCAAUUUGACGCACUACUUCAAUCACAUUGUCGAGCUGAACAAGCUGCGUGAGCAACUGGAGCAGCUGGUAAGCCACGAAAUGGAUGCGUGCGCGCGCAAAACUAUUGACGAGAUUAGGCUGCUGGGCGAGCACAUAAAGAAGCCGGAGCAGCGCAGUUUUCUGGAUCGCAUGGCAGUGCUUAAUCAAUAUAAUACAGAUGGCAACUUUUGCAGCAUGGCUCAAGCGGAUAUCAAGGAGUUUUGUUGUCUGACAUUGACGCUGACCAAUGGACUGCUGCUGCCAGCGCAUGUGCUGCGCAAGCUUUGCAUGAAUUUGGACAUAAAGUUUGGUUUUCGAGAUGAAACCUAUGCGCGCAUAGCUGAGCUUUGGUUUGAGCGCUUCAUUAAGUCUUUCAGGCAGGCUAUAUUCAAUAGCGCCAAUCUGGCGCUGGUGCUCAAGCUGGACGAUGUGCUGAUAGCGCGUGAAAUGCAGCCACUGCCAGUGCCGCCGCCAAAGACGCGCGACUUUAAUGCGCAAACCGAAAUGGUUAUAACCAACGAUCUGCGGCCUGCCAACUGGAUUAAUGUCACCUGGAAUGCCUGGGACUAUCAUCGCGAGACUAUACAUCUAGCUGAGAUACGCAAGCGUCAAACACAUGAUACGCAAACCAAGCUUAGCUAUGGCAAGCGCAAUGCGCAGAACCAAGCCUACAAUUCGCGUCAGCAUAAAUGAGCGCACUUGCCUUUGUUGGGUUGUGUGACAUCGUAGAUGCCCAGCUCGCGAUCUGCUAUAAAGUAUAUGUAGUUAUCCUGCCACACGAGC